Molecule: messenger RNA, 4331 nt
Organism: Hippopotamus amphibius kiboko
Lineage: Eukaryota; Metazoa; Chordata; Mammalia; Artiodactyla; Hippopotamidae
Gene: B3GNT9
Product: UDP-GlcNAc:betaGal beta-1,3-N-acetylglucosaminyltransferase 9
Exons: 2
Coding region: 1852-3060 (402 amino acids)
Cellular component (GO): membrane
Molecular function (GO): hexosyltransferase activity
Source: RefSeq, a predicted model, not a curated record
GUGAGAGGAAGGCAUGUUAGAACAGAAGGUUUAGAGUGGCUGAAUCUAGGGGUGGUGGAUUUGCAGAGACCCACUGGUGAGUGGGGGAGGCAGACAGCAUGCGGUGUGGUAAGCCAAUUUACAGAGUUUGGAUUUUAUCUGGAGGCUAGUGAGAGGGCUUUAAAGGGUUUUGGCAAUUAAGGUUGGUGAGGAUGCAAAGACAGAGAAAGGACAGUGCGCUAGGCUGAGGUAGCUGGCAGCAGAGAUGGAGGGAAGGAAUGAACACUAGAGCCGUUUAGGACAAAGGACAACAGGCCUGAUGACACUGAAAGAGGAGGGAGGUGGCAGAGGACUCCAGAGCUUCUGCCUUUACCAGUUGGAUGGAAGGUGGAGCUGCCUGCUGAGAUAGGAGCCCUGGGGGAGGUGAAAUGCUUGCUCUGUUUGGGACAAGUUGGGCAUGAUGUUCCUUUAGAAUAUCCAGGGAGAGAGUUCGAGGAUAGCUGGAUCUAUAGUUUUGAGUUCAGGAGAGUGUCAAGGCUAAGAAUUCAGAAACACACAGGUGGGAGUGGGUGGGGCAGACCAGGGGGAGGUCCUGAAGGAAGCCUACCAGAAAAAAGAGCAACCCAAAGAGGAAGGAGGAAAAGCAGAUUUGGAAGUCAGGGGAAUACCCACCUGCUGUGAUGGAGGCUGCAAAUCUGUCAAGGCUGAGGAGUGUCCAUUGGAGUCAGGGAAAAGGUUAUUAGGUGGGGGCUGUUUCUGGGACAUGAUGGGGACAUGUGGUCUGAAACCAGAACACAGGAGGGAUGGGAGGUGAGGCAGUAGAGAAAGCCAGAGUAGAGGACUCCUGAGAAGUCUGUGACCAGGACAGUGAGGCUCAGGAUGGAGGAUUUAUUUUGUAAGGGAGAACAAUGGUGGGAAGAAGUCAGAAGGAGCAGUCACAGCCAUUGGAAAGAGGAUGGCACGGGGGGGCAGUGCUGGUUCCUGUGUUCUGCCCUCAGAAACUCUGGGGUGGGGUGGGGGGGGUAGGGGUUCUCCACUUCAGGUCCCACUGCAUGGGCUGGGACCUGGAGGUUCUGAGUUCCAAGAAGAGAGAGGUGGCAGCCAGGGCUGGGCAAGGACUGGGCCCUCAGACUCCAGAGUGCCUCUCUGCCUGCCUGGGUCCAGAUCAAAUCCUUUGCUCACUGGCUUACUUCAGGAGUCCCCCAAGUUGAACCAAUCCCUGCCAGUCCUACCUGGCCUGCAGUGGGCCCUGCCUUGGCUAUAUCUUCCUGCCAGAGGCUAUGCUGGCCUGGGGCAGUAGGGACUAGAGGACUCAGAACUGCAUCUGGAGAGACAGGCUGAAGUGCUCAUCUGUGAAGUUAAAGCAGACAGGGCUGGCCCCCUCUCCUGUAUCCAAGUGGAUGGUUAGGGAGAGGGGCAAGGGAGGGCAGAGGAAAGAGUCACGGACUGAAUUCCAGAAGAUCUGGGGCAGUGCUCCUACCUUCUGCCCGUAUGAUCUGGGCAAGUCACUUAACUCCCUGAGAGGCAGCAUCCCCAUCUGGACAUGAUCAAUGACAGCUGCUGCCAGGGUUGUGAGGAUGGAGCAAGUGGUCUUGUUGGUCCUUGUGUGUGUGGUGUGUCUGCUGGUGGGCAUGGCAGAACCAGGAGAGAGGAGGUAGCCAUGUGUCCUGGUCACUUUUUGGACCCUCUCUUGCGGAACCAGGGCUCCUGGUGAGCUGAAGAGAGGCACUUCCAAGGAUGGCCUGGGAGGGGCCAGGUCGAUGACAAGCCUGCCCGCACUGGAGUUCCUGCCAGCCCAGGCCCUUCCCGCUCCGGAGAGGCAAGGGUGGGGAAACUAGCCAGAAAGGGGGCGCGGGCGCCCGCCAGGCGGACAUGAGGCGGAGGCUGCGCCUACGCGGAGAAGCGUCGCUCACGUUGCUCCUCGGCGCCGCCCUCGGCCUCCUUCUCUAUGCUCAGCGCGAAGGCGCGGCCCCGACGACGAGCGCGCCGCGAGCUCAAGGAAGGGCGGCGCCGGGGCCCACCGCGGGGCUCCGCGUUUUUCAGGCACCGGAGGCGGGCGCAGCCCCGCCGGCCUACGAAGGGGAUACGCCGGAACCGCCCACGCCCACGGGACCCUUUGACUUCGGCCGCUACCUGCGCGCCAAGGACCAGCGGCGCUUCCCUCUCCUCAUUAACCAGCCGCACAAGUGCCGAGGAAACGGCGCACCCCGCGGCGGACCCGACCUGCUCAUCGCCGUCAAGUCGGUGGCGGCGGACUUCGAGCGGCGCCAAGCCGUGCGCCAGACGUGGGGUGCUGAGGGUCGCGUGCAGGGGGCGCUCGUGCGCCGGGUGUUCUUGCUGGGAGUGCCCAGGGGCUCGGGCUCAGACGGGGCAGACGCGGAGGGGCCGGGCACGCAAACGCACUGGAACGCCCUGCUGCGUGCUGAGAGUCGCGCGUACGCGGACAUCCUGCUCUGGGCCUUCGACGACACUUUCUUCAACCUAACGCUCAAGGAGAUCCACUUUCUGGCCUGGGCCUCCGCCUACUGCCCUGAGGUGCGCUUCGUCUUUAAGGGCGACUCCGACGUGUUCGUGCACGUGGGAAACCUGCUGGAGUUCCUGGCGCCAAGGGACCCGGCACAGGACCUGCUUGCAGGUGACGUGAUCGUACAGGCGCGGCCAAUCCGCGUGCGGGCCAGCAAGUACUACAUUCCUGAGGCUGUGUACGGCCUGCCAGCCUACCCAGCCUACGCAGGCGGCGGUGGCUUCGUGCUCUCGGGGGCCACGCUGCGCCGCCUGGCCGGUGCCUGCGCCCAGGUUGAGCUUUUCCCCAUUGACGACGUCUUUCUGGGCAUGUGUCUACAGCGCCUGCGUCUCACGCCCGAGCCUCACCCUGCUUUCCGCACCUUUGGCAUCCCUCGACCUUCAGCCGCGCCGCACCUCCGCACCUUCGACCCCUGCUUUUACCGCGAGCUGGUUGUAGUGCACGGGCUCUCGGCUGCUGACAUCUGGCUUAUGUGGCACUUGCUGCACCGGCCGCACGGGCCAGCCUGUGCGCGUCCAUGGCCUGUCGCUGCUGGUCCCUUCCAGUGGGGCCCCUAGCCACCGAUCACAGCUCAAAGCCCCAUUCAUUCAGACCCAGGAUUUAAGUGGGAGGUAGCUUGAAGGGUAGGUUUCCCAGGUGAAUUAGUGCUGUGUAUGUGGUUCUUCCCCAGAAAGGGGCAUCCAGGUGUCUGCCUCCAGAAGGUCCCAGGGAAUGAAGAUUGAGCUUCGCUCCUGCUGACCCACCCUACUGGGAGGUGAUCUGGAACCAAUCUAACAGUGGCCCUUUAAGAUAGCCAGGACUGACGUGGUUGAGAACCAGGCUCUUUGCCAAGCAGGUGAACAUGCUUGGUUCUCCUAGUAGGGAUGGGGCGGGGGCGGGGCGGCAGCAGCGGCGGGUGUGAGUGGCUGAGGCUCAUGCAAUCUGACCAUACUCCUUAAUUUGGAACCCCUAGAGUGAUGCCAGCAAAUGCAGGUCUUUCUCAAGGAUGGACCCCACAGGGAGGAGUAGGGGCCUGGCCUCAGUCAUGGAACUGGCAGCCAUUCUGCCACAACUCAAUCUGAAAGUAGGUGUUUUGCUUCCUAGCUGCCCCUUCAAAUUGGAUUCUUAGUCGCCUCUAGGUCUUUAGAUCUGCUUUCCUGGGGCCAACCCCUCCUGAGCCCUGGACUAGCUGGAACACCAGGGAUGGAGGCACACAGGGACCGAGCACAUUGUCCUACCUAAAGUCUUCUCCCAUCUCCAGCUACCCACCUACACCACACUGGAGCCUGUGCUGCCUGCUUCAGAGAAGCCAAGGAACCUCUUCUAAGAUGACUUCAGCUGUAAAUUCCCCCAUAUUCUUCAAUCAACCCCUUUCUCAAAAAAAAAAAAAAAAAAAUCAAUACCUCCACACUCAUUUUAGUACAAACAUCCCAGCAACAGCACAUGGGAGUUGUUGCUGAGGGCAUAGGUCUUUAUUGGAGGAGGGGUAGGAGCAGGGCAUGAGGAAGAUUCCCCCAAUCUAGGAGGAUGGGAAGAGUCCUGGCUGCCCCACAGUGGGAUGUGUGGGGGUCUCUGGCCAGGUCACAGUCCACAUGGGAAGACACCAAUCAGUCACAAAGUCACGGGAACGCCACACAAGCCUGGCUGUAGGCCUAGGCACCACACAGGAGCCUGAGGCAGGUCCCCUGCACAUUCAUUGUUAAACUAUACAGGAUGAGGCUGUACAUGAGUUAAUUACAAAAGAGUCAUAUUUACAAAAUUCUGUACACACAUUUGAAAAACUCACAAAAUUGUCAUCUAUGUAUCACAAGUUGCUAGACCAAAAUAUUAAAAAUGGGAUAAAAUUAUA